AUGGCCGACAACUCGCCUGAUUACAAGGCUCUCUUUCUGCAGGCAGAAGAGAGGCGCAAGCAGGAAGAAGAGAGGCGCAGGCAGGCAGAAGAUGAAGGAAGACGAGAGAAAGAGAGACGCAAGCAGGAAGAAGAGAGAAGGAAGCAGGCAGAAGAUGAAGGAAGACGAGAGAAAGAGAGGCGAAAGCAGGCAGAAGACGAAGGAGGUCGAGAGAAGGAGCGAACCCGACCGACUACUUUCAUGGAAUUAAUGCGCCUUUCUCACACCUCGCUCUCCCGACCGCUGAGAGUCGAGACACCAUCUCGCUCGACCAGCGGAAAAAUACCUCUGCCCACGAAAAAAUACUGCCCGAUACGGCUGGAACGUUGGGCCGAGUGCCCAGUGCAACUGUCAGACCUUUACAGGUCCGUUCAGAGGUAUCUCCAACCGACGCCAGGAGAGGUGCCGCGUCUGUUUACAUCUUUACAUGAGCUAGAAGGGUUAGGCCGGCGCCUGAAUCGCAAUCCCAUCAGCAGCGAGCAAGAACUCGAGGCUUAUGAGCGGUUCGCUGUGGAAGAGCACAUCAAUGAUAUAAUAACAGAAUUGUGCAAGAUACCCGCUGCUCGUGAAGAGUUUGGCCUAGGCGAUGGCAUUCAGUUCAGCAAUCAUACAAAUUCCUUGAACAAUUACGGUGCUAUUGAAGCAGAUGCAAGCCAACCAUCAAGUGUACACCAUCCAAGGCCUGAUCAAUUCUGUAUCCACCGUGUCGAUGGGCGCACCACCACUCUCCUCACAACCGUCGAGUAUAAGCCACCGCACAAGCUUCCCGUGGCAACCCUUCGGACAGGGCUUCGACCAAUGGACUUGUGGAAGGAGAUGGUCAAGUUGAAUAAAAUACCCACGGACGAGGACGCAAAGUUGAGGUAUAGUACAGAGCGCCUUGUCUGCUCUGCCAUUGUCCAAGAGUAUCAUGUGAUGAUACAAGAAGGGCUUCAAUACUCCUACGUGACCAACGGGAUUGCUCGGGUCCUCCUCCGUGUUUCGCAUGACGACCCUGCCACGCUUUACUACUUCUUUUGUGAUCCUAACAGCGAGGUGAAUCCAGAGAUCGAAGCUUCCUUCGAAAAUACCUCUGUUGCAAGAACGCUAUGUCUGUGUCUGAUGGCUUUUCGCUCGCCUGUGCGCGGUCAGGAGUGGAGGAAUUCCGCACGACCAGGUAUUCCUAUUUGGACGACCGGUUUUGAUCACACUCGCUCUCACAUUCCCAACGACGAACUCCAGCACCCUCUCACCUCCGAUAGCACCGCUCCAGAAUUUCCAAGCCCAGAUACCGGUUCGCCUUACGAACCGUCAUCAUCUCCGCCAGAUCCCCCCGAAUCAAUAACUCGUCGGGUCUCUACUAGAUCUCGAGUUAGCUGUGCCCCCAUCCGAUGGCCUGAUUUGAACCCAGCAACAGGCCGCAAACGAGCCUUCAGCCAAGUUCUGUCUUCUCCAUCUACCCAACACGUGGGCCGACAAAGGGACACAAAUAAUAAUAAAGGCCCGGACAACCAGUCCCGACACCGCGAUGCGCAAUUUUGCACCCAGCGAUGUUUACUCGGGUUGCAGUCUGGCGGCCUUCUAGAUGACUGUUGUCCAAAUGUGAUGCUCCAUCGUCGAAGCAAAGAUAACCUUCAUCAUCUGAUUACCUCGGAGGAUUUAGUGCGUUUACUAAAGGCACAAUUGGAUGAAAACAUUGACCGAUGUACACCCCUUGGAGGUUGCGGGGCGUACGGUGCGCCCUUCAAACUUACUUGUGUUGUAUAUGGCUACACCGUCAUUGGAAAAGGAACUACGUCGGCGCUGUGGAAAGAAGUCUCUCGCGAAGCGGAGGUAUACCGAAUUCUGCAAAAGGCGCAAGGGUCCGCUGUACCUGUUUUCCUGGGUACGAUCGACUUGGCGAAAAUUUAUUUCCUUCACGGGGCUGGCGAGAUUCGUCAUAUGCUCGUGAUGGCUUGGGGGGGAGAAAGUACGGCAUCGAUGGAGCUGACGCCUAAGCUUCUGCGGAGGAUUCGCCAAUCGAACAAGGAAAUCAGAGCUUUGGGAAUCAUUCACGAAGACCUUCGGCGUGACAAUGUUCUUUGGAAUGAAGAGCUUGGGCGGGCGAUGAUCAUCGACUUUCACCGCUCCACAUUGAAAUGUCAACCGACUUUGCAGCGGCCGCGAGCCUCAAAACGACGACUACGUCAACCAGAGAUAGUUGAUGCAAAACGUCUUCGCGUGAAGUGA
Molecule: messenger RNA, 2247 nt
Organism: Penicillium crustosum
Lineage: Eukaryota; Fungi; Ascomycota; Eurotiomycetes; Eurotiales; Aspergillaceae
Exons: 2
Coding region: 1-2247 (748 amino acids)
Biological process (GO): protein phosphorylation
Molecular function (GO): protein kinase activity; ATP binding
Source: RefSeq, a predicted model, not a curated record